Penicillium canariense is the source of this 1725-nucleotide messenger RNA. RefSeq names its product RNA-processing protein NOP58 (gene nop58). The record is from RefSeq and is a predicted model, not a curated record. Gene Ontology annotation, cellular component: small-subunit processome; box C/D methylation guide snoRNP complex. Gene Ontology annotation, molecular function: snoRNA binding. NCBI's taxonomy places the organism in Eukaryota, Fungi, Ascomycota, Eurotiomycetes, Eurotiales, Aspergillaceae. The transcript is spliced from 3 exons. Bases 1 to 1725 code for a protein of 574 amino acids.
AUGUCGCUUUUCAUCCUCACCGAAACCAGCGCGGGUUAUGCCCUGCUGAAGGCCAAGGACAAGAAGCUCUUCAAGCGGGAGAAACUUCCCGAAGAUGCUUCCUCUGCCGAGGGUAUCUCUAAUAUCUUCAAGUUGAAGAACUUCAAGAAGUUCGAUAGCGCCGCUACAGCUGUGGAAGAGGCCGCGUCCAUCAUUGAGGGCAAGGUUACUCCCCUUCUGUCGGAGGUUCUGAAGGAUCUCAAGGAUGAGAAGAAGGCCUCUCUGGCCGUUGCCGACGUCAAGCUCGGUAACGCCAUUAGCAAGAUGCCUGGAUUCUCCCUCGAGCUCAUCGCUGACUCGAGCACCGCCGAUGCCUUCCGUGCCAUCCGUGAGCACCUGAUCACCCUGAUCCCUGGCCUUGCCCCCAGUGAUAUGUCUGCCAUGUCCCUUGGUCUGUCUCACUCUCUCGCCCGUCACAAGCUCAAGUUCUCGCCCGAUAAGAUCGAUACUAUGAUCGUCCAGGCCAUCGGUCUGCUGGAUGAUCUUGACAAGGAGCUGAACACAUAUGCUAUGCGUGUGAAGGAAUGGUACGGCUGGCACUUCCCCGAGCUUGCUAAGAUCCUGAACGACAACAUUGCCUACGCCAGGCUCGUCCUGACGAUGGGCAUGCGCACCAACUGGGAGACCGUUGAUCUCUCGGAGAUUCUGCCCGAGGAGAUUGAGGGCGCCGUUAAGUCUGCUGCUGAUCGCUCCAUGGGUACCGAGAUCAGUGAGGAGGAUCUGGAGAACAUCCAGGCUCUGGCCACUCAGGUUGUUGAGUUCGCUGAGUACCGCCAGCGUCUUGCCAGCUACCUGACCUCCCGUAUGAACGCCAUUGCUCCCAAUCUGACUGCCCUUGUCGGUGACCUCGUUGGUGCCCGCCUCAUUGCCCACGCUGGCAGCCUGACCAGCCUUUCUAAGAGCCCCGCCAGUACCAUCCAGAUCCUGGGUGCCGAGAAGGCUCUCUUCCGUGCCCUUAAGACCAAGCACGACACUCCUAAGUACGGUCUGAUCUAUCACGCUUCUUUGAUUGGCCAGGCCACCGGCCGCAACAAGGGCAAGAUGGCCCGUAUCCUCGCCGCCAAGGCUGCGCUCGGUAUUCGUGUGGAUGCUCUGGCUGAUUGGGAUGAGGAUGUCACCGAGGAGGAGAAGGCUGCUCUCGGUACUGAGGCUCGCUUCAACAUGGAGCGCAAGCUUGCUGGCAUGGAGGGCAAGCCCAUGAAGCCCCGCGGUGUUGCCAUUGGCCCCAACGGCGCCGCUCAGCCCCAGAAGUUCGACCUGAAGGAGGCCCGCAAGUACAACCCCGACGCGGAUGCCCUGGCUAGUGACGAGCCCGCGGAGCCCACAUCAGCCAAGAAGUCUAAGAAGGACAAGAAGAAGCUGGUUGAGGACGUCGAGGAGAAGGAAGACGAGGAGAUGGCCGAUGACGACUCCGAUGAUGAGGAUCAAGUAAAUGGUACCGCAGACACUGAGCUCGAGAAGCUUGCGGAGAAGGCUGGUCUCAGCGUUAAGCGGUAUCAGCGCAAGCUCGAGCGAGGCGAGAUUACCUUCGACGCUGCUGGCAACCCAACAGCAAUCAGCAAGAAGGAUAUGAAGAAGGCCAAGAAGGAUGCCAAGAAGGCGAGCAAGGAGGACGGCAAGAAGCGCAAGCGCGAUGACGGUGAUGACUCCGAGAAGAAGAAGAAGAAGAAGAGCAAGGGCGAGUAA